Messenger RNA from Astrephomene gubernaculifera, 4760 nucleotides. NCBI's taxonomy places the organism in Eukaryota, Viridiplantae, Chlorophyta, Chlorophyceae, Chlamydomonadales, Astrephomenaceae. The record is from the annotation of a GenBank genome assembly.
GGCUGUUGUAAGACCUACGACUCAGAGGCAACUACUGUUGGAACACAAUCUCUCCGCGUCAGUAUCCUGUGUUGUUGGGCAGCCCGUCAGACCCGCUACACGUUACCUUGUUCGAUAAGCAUUAAGUCCAUUUCACAUCAAUCACGUUGUUUGUGAACGGCGGAUAGUUUGAAGAUGCAGAGUUUCAAGGUUUCCGUAGGCGAUUGCCGCCUGUCGCGCAGCGUGAGGGAAAUAGUCCCCGGCCGCUCGGGCCUUCUGCCGCUCCGUCGUCAGUCAUGUGUUUCACCGGGAUACAACUCUUGCGCAGCUGGACUGCGUCGCAAGCCGCUUGCCAUCCAUGCCAGCGCGGUUCAGGCCGCGCAAGCUGUGGGCGGUCUCAUCCACGUGUCAGACACCUGGAUCAUGGCGGGGUCCGCCGCCCUGGCGCUUUCCGUACCCGUUGCGUUGGGUGCCGUACGGCAGGGCAGGGUGCAGAACGUCAGCCCCUCGGACGCGCUGAUCCUGCUCAAGACCGACAGCAAUGUGAAGCUGGUGGAUGUGCGCUCCAAGCUGGAGGUGAAGAUCGAGGGUCUGCCGCUCAAGCAGGCGGCACGCAAGGCCCGCGUCAUCCACGCGCCCUUCAAUGAGCUCCGCAACGGCAAGCUGGUGCCCAACGCCUCCUUCCUUGACGACAUCCUCUUCGCCCCGGGGGUGAAUCCCAGCACCACCUUCAUCGUGCUCAGCUCGCGUGGUAGCGACACCUGCCGUCGCGCCGCCAAGGCCAUGGCCACCAUGGGCGACCAGCACGACAUCUACACCGUGGAGGGCGGCUUCAGGAAGUGGCAGGCCUCCGGCAUGGAGACCGAGUCUGCUGCGCUCAUGAGCCUCUCGGACAGCGAGGACGAGCUGGACGGCUCCGACGAGGACUACUACUACGGCGGCCUGACUGACAGCGCCACGGUGCAGGCGGUGGCGAAGCGCGGCGUGGAGGAGGUGCUGCUGGAGGGGCAGGACGGCAGCGCGCGGGGGCUGCUGGGGGCGCUCAUGCGGGUGCCCUUCAAGCCCAAGAUUGCAGAGGUGUUCAAGGGCUACUCCUCUGAGGAGCUGCGUCGUGAUGUGCUGGCGGGGGUGGUGGUGGGAGUCAUCGCACUGGCGCUGGGUAUGGCACUCGGCAUCGCCUCGGACAGCACGCCGGCUAUUGGUGUGUAUACGGUGGUGGUGGGCGGCUUCCUGGCCUCCGCGCUGUCCGGCUCGCGGGUCACCAUUGUGGGCCCCACCGCCGCCUUCAUCCCCAUUGUGGCGGGGGUGGCGCACGCGCACGGGGCCGCGGGGCUGGUGGCGUGCACGGGGAUUGCGGGGCUGAUGCUGAUCGCCAUGGGGGCGACUGGGCUGGGCGGCGUCAUCCGCUAUGUGCCCAAGCCCGUCGUGACGGGCUUCACUGCCGGCAUUGCCACCUACAUCUUUGGCACUCAGAUCAAGGAUUUCCUGGGUCUGGGUGCCCCGGGUCGGCUGCCCGAGGGCGUCCCCAUCCCCACCGAGUUCCUGGAGAAGGUGGUCUACCUAGGCAGCCACCUGGACGCCACGCACGUGCCCUCCUUCGCCAUGGCGCUGGGCUGUCUGGGCCUCAUCAAGGCGUGGCCCAAGGAGUGGGCAAAGGUCCUGCCCACGCCCAUCGUGGCCAUCGCGGCGGGCACCAUGGGUCUGCAGGCGCUGCAUGCCCUGCAGCCGGGAGUGGACCUGGGCAUCGAGACCAUUGGCACGCACUUUGGCGCCGGGGCUAUUCCCCGCUCGCUGCCCUCCCUGCAGUGGCCCGAGGGCCUCAGCGCCUCUGACAUCCCGGGUCUGCUGUACCCCGCCGCCACCAUCGCCAUGCUGGCAGCCAUCGAGUCGCUGCUGUGCGCGCGUGUGGCGGACACCAUGAUUGAGGACAAGCACGACUCCAACACCGAGCUCAUCUCGCAGGGUGUCGCCAACAUCGCCUGCGCCGCCUUCGGCUGCCUGCCCGCCACCGGCGCCCUGGCCCGCACCGCCGCCAACGUCCGCGCCGGCGGGCGCACCCCGGUGUCGGGGCUGGUGCACGCGGUCACGGUGGCGCUGGUCAUCCUGACUGCCGCGCCGCUGGCCGAGUACAUCCCGCUGCCGGCGCUGAGUGCGGUGCUGGUGGUGGUGGCGCUCAACAUGGGCGAGUGGCACAACUUCGAGCAGCUGCCCAAGUGGCCUCAGAACGACGCGCACCUCUUCCUGAUCGCCUUCAGCCUCACCGUGCUGCAGGAUGUCGCCGUGGCGGUGGCGUUCGGUAUGGUCAUUGCGCUCGCCGUGUUCGUGCAGGACGUCUCCUCCACCAUGUACGUCCGCGCGCUGCCGCCCCGCUCCGUCAUCACACCCCCCGACUACGACCCCAGCGCCGGACUGCUGGACGGCGCUGAUGGCGCGGCUCCGGAGCCCUACCGUCUGAGGGACCCUCGCGCGCUGGCUGCCGCCGCCCUCGCCGCCGCCAGCCCGGCCGCCACCGCAGCAUCUGAGGCUGACGAGGAGCAGGAGCAGGUGGAGGGCCCGUCGGCAGCAGUGGGCGUUGCGGCGGCGGCGGCGGUGUCGGCCGUGUCCUCCAGUGCCGGCGCCGGGGUGGGGCUGCUGGGGGGCAGCUCGCUGCGCUGUGUGGUGCCGCCGGAGACGACCUACGUGGAGGUGACGGGCUCGCUGCUGUUCGGUGCGGGCGAGAUGCUGGAGCGCGCAGUGGAGGGCGCAACCGUGCAGGAGGCGGUGCAGGUGCUUGUCCUCAACAUGAGCCACGUGAGUGUGGUUGACGUGAGCGGUCUUGAGCUGCUGGAGGAGGCGCACCGCAGCCUGCACAAGGCGGGCAAGACGCUGGUGCUGUGCGGCCUCACGCGCCAGCCGCUGCGCAUGAUGGCGCGCGCGGGCUUCCUGGACGUGGCGGGCCGUGAGAACGUGUGUCGCAACGUGGAGUCCGCCCUGAACCGCGCCAUCGCCAUUACUGCCGAGAAGCGGGCUGCCAGCAACGGUAACGACCACAGCAGCAACGGUAACGGUAACGGUCACUCGGCCGCCGCCUCAUACGCCACGUACAACGGCAACGGCACUAACGGAAACGGUAACGGUCACACCGCUGCGGACGGCGCCGGUGAGCGCCCGGCAGUGGGCGCCGGCAGCAUGGAGUGAUGGGCAGUAGUGCUGAGCAGGGCUGUAGGUGGCUUCCGGCUACAGCCUUGCUACGCCAAGAGGGCACGCAGGGGGGCCUUGUUGAAGGAAAUAUGUGAUACAUUUGGGUGGGGAAGGGGCCAUGGAUCAGCUUACAACGUGUGUUGCCGGUAUCUCAUCUAGGGCGGAUGUGUGGGCAGCGCGCUUCGUGCGGUAUUACUUCGUGACUCUUAAAAGCAUUUGAGCAUUUAUGUUGCGUGCGACACACCAUGGUUUAUGAUGCGUCCGACGGUGUAAGGGGUUAUUGCGGAGGUGAUGGCGGGCUUGCCGUACCGUGACGUUCAUUUUUGUGCGUGAUUGUGAAAUCGAACUAGCCGUAAUGAUCUGGGUUUGGGGAAAGUUAAGUCUAGGGUCCAUGGCUGGGUGGGAACAUCAUUGGCAUAGGAAUGGGGCAUGGGUGACACAUCCCAGCGCAGCCCCUGCGCUCGCGCUUAGCCUGCGGCAUCACAUCCUUUCAAGGUGCAUGUUGUCGUGCUGGCAUUCGCUGUUUCACACGCAUACCGUGUGUCUGGUGAUCACCUUUCAUGCCCUGCAAGUCGAAAGAGCACCCUUUGCCGAAGCUGUUUUGCAACAGAGAGAAGACAUUUUGACAAUUGUGUGGUGUUUUGGAAGGUUUCGUUUUGAAAGUAUGCAUUUAGUGUUAGGGGUUAAGUACUAGUGGUGUGAGUUUAGAGAGGAUUCAAGUACCGGUAAACGAUCGAUUGCAUGUAGGCGUCUCCGUUGCGUGCGUGCAUGCUUCCAUUGCGUAUGCGACAUCCCAGGUUUGGCGUGCCACCAAUUUCAGUAUGGGCGGUGUGGGCGGAAUCCCUCCCCAAUCCUGUUGGUUUCUACCACCCGCGACGCCAUUCAUUGGUGGCCACCUGUGAUGCCUUCUCGUUUGCCGCAUGUUGAUGAAAACUGUGAUCCUUACCCCGCGUCUGUGCCCGAACUGCCUCUAGCUGAGAUGCCCACACGUUGAUGCCAUGUCCUUGCCCUCACCCCUUCUUUGAUGAACUUUGUUUCGUUGGCCGGCCUGCCCUUGCGUGCCUUGCCCUGGGUCAAAACCUGGUGUGAUUGCGGGCACGCGUCUCCCCGAGCUGGGAACCGCGCAGUCCCUCGAUUGCAAACAACUGAUGGAGGUGCCGUAUGAGUGAGAUGUUGUCUGUCGUAUAAUGUGCUUGUCUUCUGACGAAUGAAAACUUAUUUGUCUCGUACGCUGUCGUACGGUUGUUUAUUCUUCCGGAGAAUACGUGGAGGAUGUGCCAGAAUGCACCAACAGCGGCAUCACUGAACCUGGCGGGGUUCAUGUUCUUGUUAGGGUGCGGGGCGUGUGUUACUCGGGUCGCGUCUGAAUGCGUCGCGCUAACGUGGCGUGAUUACGUGUGGUGGUCCUACUUACACCUGUCUCUCUCACAGCAAGAGUGAACAAGGUUACGGGUUAGUCCGCAUCCCGGUCUGCUGCAUGCGUCGUACAUGCGUGCAGGUUGCGUAUACCACAUGUGGAGUCGUUUGUUUCUUGCUUACAAUGCGCCAAUAAGACAGGCAGUAGGCCUGCAAGGCAAAAUACUGUAAAAGGCCUCCGUUGA